This is a messenger RNA of Setaria italica (foxtail millet), 1245 nucleotides long. RefSeq lists its product as uncharacterized. The transcript is spliced from 2 exons. NCBI's taxonomy places the organism in Eukaryota, Viridiplantae, Streptophyta, Magnoliopsida, Poales, Poaceae. Bases 429 to 1025 code for a protein of 198 amino acids. The record is from RefSeq and is a predicted model, not a curated record.
CAACUUUAAACAGGCAGGACUGGCAUGAAUCGUUGGAUGAAUACUGAUUACGAUUCAGAGCAAGCAAAAGUAGCUGUACCCCUUCACAGCAAUGUAUAUAUCUAAGCAAGCUUCCUUGGGUACCAAGCGGCGGAGAAGGAGCUGGAUAUACAGAGAAAUGGAACCAGCGGCGAAGGGAAUACAAAUGACAAGGAGAUCUGAUACUGACAGCACUGUUAGUUAAACCUUUAGCCUGAGGAUUGUUUAACUGUUAGGAUCGCAUGUUUUUCCUUUCCUCUGAUCUAAUGCAUGCGUCGAGCACCAGCCACCAGCUUGUGGUUUGUGGGCGUGGGGAUGGACACGAUGCACGGAUAGCCGCUUGGAAGCGAUCUGCAAUAAAAUAGCAAUACACACAACAGAACUCAAGUGUGACAGUGGUGUCACUGCCGAUGCUGCUGGUGUCGCUGCCGGCCGCAGACCUGUACGAGCAGGAGAGCCGCCGGAUGUUCGUGGAGUGGAAGGCCAAGAACAGGAAGACCUAUACAUACGCCGGCGAAGAGGACUGCCGGUACGCGGUGUUCAAGGAGAGUCGCCGCCGCGUCGCCUGGUCCGUCGGGGCUUCAUCUGGCCUCAACGGUUUCAGCGCCACCACCGUUGAGGAGUUCAACCGCAGCUACCUCCGCGGGCACGGGGUCCGAACGGGGGAGGAAUCGUACGAGCAGGAGACCCGCUGGAUGUUCGUGGGGUGGAAGGCCAAGUACGGCAAGACCUACAGAGACGUCGGUGAGGAGAAGUGCCGGUACAGGUUGUUCAUGAGCAACCGCCGCGUCGUCGUCCGGCUCAACGCCGCCGCUCGGCAAGACGUGUACAGCCUCAACCAACUCGGCGACCUCACCAACGAGGAGGUCCAACAACGCUGCUACCCGGAGACGGAGGACCGAGAGCUGAGCGCAGGUGCCAAGCCGCCGUCCCCGACCCGGGCUGAUUUGGUACCUGGUUUGCUGGUGCAUUGCUACGGAACUGAAAAAAAUAGAGUAUGGAGGUAGGGCCAUUCCUGAAGAUGAAGCCCACAUGUGAAUCUGGACGUCACUUGUGUUUGUUCCCGGAGAAUUUUAGAAUAAAAUAUUGCUAAUGUAAUAUAGUAAAUUUGAGAUGAAAAUGUAUGCAUUUCCAACCUAUGAUAAAGAUUGUUUCUCAUGGGUGUUUUCAACUAUUUGCUAUGCCGGUCAUGGUUGAGGUCCGUUAUCCUCUUCAAAUUAAAAAACU